AUGUCAUUAAGAGUGAAGCUACGACAGCUCCAGGCUCCAAGAGACUGCGUUCCUUCUCAGGCAGAGUUCCUAUACCGCCUGGAUGGCUAUACAAUGGAUGUGCAGCGACGACUGAUUCUGGAGAGCUUACUGUCGCCCGCGGCAGACAUUGUAAGACAACUAGGCUCCCAGUCACCUCCUCAAGACUAUGUAAAACUCCUCCAGUCAGCCUAUGGCCUUGUUGACGACGGGGAGGAGAUCUUUGCCAGGUUCCUCAGUACUCAUCAGGACGCAGAUUCUGGCUCCCAGGUAACCACAGUAUCAGAGACAUUUCACAAACUACACCUACCUGCACGCCCGAUUCAGUCUGUGGCCAAAUUGCUUGACAUAGAGGGCGCAGGGGGUCAGCAAGUACCCUACUUGGGUUACAUAGAACUCAAUUUGUGUUUUCCAAAAGAGGUUACUGGGAGACCCGAGGAAGUGAAUACCCUAGCACUCAUUGUACCAGACUGCAGAUCAAACCAAGAGAUUCCAGUUCUCAUUGGGACAAAUGUUUUAGAUGUGCUUUAUGAGACAUUCACAUCCUACAAAGAGUCAGACACAAGUGUCAGACAUUGUGACAGCAUUCCAGUGAUCCAAACCAUGUUCAACAAAAUCAAAGUUGAUAAGAGAAGUGGUAAAACAGGAAAAGUUAAGCUGUUGAGCAGAAAAUGUGUCACAGUACCAGCUGGUGAAAAAGCUGUAUUGACAGGCUAUGCCAGACAUGUUGAUAUAAACCCAGGUAGUCCUCUGCUAGUAGAAUCCACAGCAUCAUGCUUGCCUGGGGGUUUCCUAUUUUGCAACUACAUUAUGACAGCUCCCUCAAAGGCUUCCUUUAAGCUUCCUAUUCUGGUCAAGAACGAGAGUGCUCAUACAAUCAGAAUCCCUGCUGGUCAAACAGUGGCUGAACUGUAUGCCCCCUUGUCAGUGUGCUCUUUAGCUUCAGGCUUGAGUAGUAACACAAGGACUAGCUCUCAGUCUCCAAAGUCUGUUGCCGAGUUUGAUAACAUCAAAACCACCACAGACAGCCCACUUAAGUUUGACUUAACUGAUACUCCUCUCUCCGAAGAAUGGAGGCAGAGAAUUAUGGAAAAGCUCAACUCAAUGUCAGAUGUUUUUGCCAUGCAUGAUUUGGAUUAUGGACACACAACUGCUGUGAAGCAUCACAUUCGACUUUCGGAUGCAACUCCAUUCAAACAACGACCCAGACCUAUACACCCCUCGGACUAUGAAGCUGUCAGACAGCAUUUAAAAGAACUUUGUGAGGCUAAUGUUAUUCGUGAAUCUGAGAGUCCAUUCGCAUCACCGAUUGUGGUGGUUAAAAAGAAAAACGGGGCCAUUAGGUUAUGCGUCGAUUACAGAAAAUUAAACAAUCAAACCAUCAAAGAUGCAUACGCCCUACCAAACAUUGAAGAAGCUUUUUCAGCCUUAACAGGCUCAAAAUGGUUUUCUGUUAUGGACUUAAAGUCUGGAUAUUAUCAAGUUGAGGUUGAGGAAAGUGACAAACAUAAGACAGCAUUUGUUACUCCUGUGGGAUUUUGGGAGUUUAAUAGAAUGCCCCAGGGAGUUACCAAUGCGCCUAGCACAUUUCAACGUGUUAUGGAAAAGUGCAUGGGAAGUCUGAACCUCAAAGAGGUCCUAGUCUUUCUAGACGACCUCAUUGUGUUCUCAAGUUCAUUGGAGGAGCAUGAGGAGCGCCUCAUGCGUGUCCUGUCAAAACUCAGAGAAUUUGGACUCAAACUUUCCCCGGACAAGUGCCAUUUUUUCAGGAAGUCUGUUAAAUAUCUCGGUCACAUUGUCUCAGAGAAAGGCGUGGAGACUGACCCUGAAAAAAUAGCUGCCCUCACCACCUGGCCAAAACCCAGAAACAUAAAAGAGCUCAAAUCAUUUUUAGGGUUUGCAGGCUAUUACAGGAGGUUCAUUAAGGACUACUCUAAAAUCGCAAGGCCCUUAAAUGAUCUCACUGCAGGUUGUUACCCCCCCAGAAGGUCUAACAGAGCAGGAACAAAGCACAGCUCUACUAUAGAUCCAAGGAGACCUUUUGCUGAUAAGUGGACUGCAAACUGUGACGAAUCCUUCAAGUUGUAUUAAAUAAUCUGUUCAUUCUUGAUAAUAUGGUUGUUUGUGCUUAUUAUCCUCCUUUUUGAACUUAGAAAGAUAAACUAACUGUAACUUCAACAUUGAAAUCUAAGUUUCUCAGCUUAUCUAUUCGUAAGUUACACUAGUG
Cyprinodon tularosa is the source of this 2245-nucleotide messenger RNA. RefSeq lists its product as uncharacterized. NCBI's taxonomy places the organism in Eukaryota, Metazoa, Chordata, Actinopteri, Cyprinodontiformes, Cyprinodontidae. The record is from RefSeq and is a predicted model, not a curated record. The coding region runs from base 1 to 2109 and encodes 702 amino acids. The transcript is spliced from 4 exons.